Nasonia vitripennis (jewel wasp) is the source of this 756-nucleotide messenger RNA. RefSeq lists its product as uncharacterized. The record is from RefSeq and is a predicted model, not a curated record. Lineage: Eukaryota; Metazoa; Arthropoda; Insecta; Hymenoptera; Pteromalidae. The coding region runs from base 16 to 681 and encodes 221 amino acids. The transcript is spliced from 2 exons.
UAAAGAAAAGCAAACAUGAUUAUAAUGCAGCUGAUUAAUAUGCAUCAUUUACAAAAGUCACUGAUAAGUUUUGUUUAUCCACGAAAACUUACCGGUAUAAAUAUCGGUGAAAGCGUGAAUCGAGUAGAGUUUGAACUUCUCAAAUCAGACUUCACUAUGUUCACCAAGGCACUUAUCUUCGUCCUUUUGGGCAUCACCCUUGUGUUGGCUAACCCCAUUAGCCAAGAGUCUGUUGAGGAGCAGACUGAGAAGAGCUGGAAGGCCAAGGUUCAGGACUGGUUCCACCAUGUCGAGGAGACCCUCAAGGAGUACUACGAACAAGGCAAGAAGAGCUUCGAAGAAGCCUUGAACGAACUUAAACAGAAGGGUGAGAAGGCUGUCGAAAUCAGCAAGGAGAAGUGGGCUGAGCUCAAGGAAAAGUACCAGGAAAUCAAGGAGAAGGCCAAGGUUGCCAUUGAAGAGAAAAAGAAGAUCUGGGAGGCUCGUCUUGAAGAGUGGAAAAACAAGGGGCAGGAAGCUCUUGAAGAGGGCAAGGAAAAGUUCGAGGAACUGAAGGAGAAGGCCAAGGAAUCUAUCAAGGAAGAGAAGGCCAAGUGGCAAGCUAAGCUUAAGGAGUGGAAGCAGAAGGCUAAGGAAGCCAUCGAAGCCGCCAAGGAAAAGCUUCACGAAAAAGAUGAAUAAAAAUCUAAUUUAUUGUUAGUUUUAUAUAAAUUCUCUUCAAUUUCAUCAUUAGAAAUAAAUAGCUAUUGCAACUUA